This is a messenger RNA of Abrus precatorius (Indian licorice), 948 nucleotides long. Its product is annotated as DNA mismatch repair protein MutL-like. Gene Ontology annotation, cellular component: cytosolic large ribosomal subunit. Lineage: Eukaryota; Viridiplantae; Streptophyta; Magnoliopsida; Fabales; Fabaceae. The transcript has 9 exons. The record is from RefSeq and is a predicted model, not a curated record. The coding region runs from base 1 to 948 and encodes 315 amino acids. Gene Ontology annotation, molecular function: structural constituent of ribosome; RNA binding. Gene Ontology annotation, biological process: maturation of LSU-rRNA from tricistronic rRNA transcript (SSU-rRNA, 5.8S rRNA, LSU-rRNA).
AUGCAGUUUGAGGACCUUCCCAUAAUGUGCAAGCGCCACACGACAUCCAAAUUGUCUGCGUUUGAAGAUUUGCAGCGCAUCAAGUCCAUGGGGUUUCGAGGUGAGGCUCUCGCUAGCAUGACCCAUGUCGCUCACGUUAUUGUCACUAUCAUUACCCAAGGCCAAUCCCCGGUUACAGGGUUUCCUAUGGAGAUGGCAACUUUACAACGGAAAGGAAGCCAAGCUGAAGAAGGAAUGUUGCAACGCUUAAGAAAGAAGCAAGAACAGUUAUCGUUUGACAGAAGUCGGAAAUUUCUGGAAUAUUCUCAAAGAGAUGAACUUGAGCGUGUUUUCGGUCGAUUUGGACAUGGUCAUGUUCAGCUAAAGAGAGAUGGAUAUGGCUUUGUAGUGUUUGAUUUUCCUCCGGAUGCGGAAAAGGCUCUGCGAGUUCUGAAAGGGAUGGUAGAAGAAAUGCGAAUGAGUGAGUUGCAACUUGGGAGGAACUCUGGUAGAGUUGGCUUUGCAAGAAGGAAAGGUGAGGAUAUCCAUGGAUCAGCCUCGACCAUGAAAACACUUCCAAAUGUUACCCAAAUUCAUACAAACCUUAAUCCCAAUCCUCUAAAAUCAUACAAAUUCAUGGAAAAGGAAUUGAUUUGGUUGAAAUGCAAGGCGAAGCUGAAAGGUGGAUUUUAUGUCGAUCCAGAGGCUAAACUGUUGUUUAUUAUUCGCAUUCUUGGUAUUAAUGGCAUGCGCCCGAAGACCAGAAAGAUCUUGCAGCUGUUGCGAUUGAGACAGAUUUUCAAUGGUGUAUUUCUCUUAGUUAACAAAGCCAUAAAGAACAUGCUGCACCGAGUUGAGCCUUAUGUGACUUAUGGAAACCCAAAUCUGAAGAGUGUGAGGGAACUUAUAUUCAAGAGAGGGUAUGGAAAGUUAACAGGGCAUGGAGCAACAAAAUUUUACUGCAGAUGA